AGAAGUCAAGGUUUUUUUUUUUUCUUCCCCCUCUUCUUUCUUCUUUCCCUGCCUUGGAAAUCAGAUGUUCUGGCCUUUAGGAGCAGCAGAGAAGAGAACCAGCUACUCUAGGCUAAAACCUUCUUUGGAAGAAGCUUUGCUGCAGGGCAGGACAUCUGUGAAGCUUUAUCAAUCCAGUAAUUCAAUCAUGGAGAGAGGUUUAAAACACUUCUCCGGUGCCUUGCCCACAGUGUCUUCCUGGUCCUGAGGAGGAGGAAGAAGAUCAUUCAGAAAGGACUUCAGCCAUCCUUCUGCUUUCUGCCUUCCACCCACCCCCACCUUCAACUGGGGGGGCGGGAAUGGACCAUCUUUCUAGCAUCUCCUGAAAUAGUGGAACAGGCUAACGAGCGAAGAUGAUCAAACCUCUGGUCCAGGCGGAGGAGCCUUCUGCGCUGCCGCCGUCUCCCCCGACCAAGAAAGAUGUGGAGCUCUUGCUGGUGAAGGAGCAGAACGGGGUGCAAUACACCAGCAGCCACCUCCUGGAGCACGCCGGUCCCGGGUACAGCCCCGCCGGCGCCCCUCUGCAGGAGCGCGAGACUUGGGGCAAGAAGAUCGACUUCUUGCUCUCCGUGGUGGGCUUCUCGGUGGAUCUGGCCAACGUCUGGCGGUUCCCUUACCUCUGCUACAAAAACGGAGGAGGUGCCUUCCUCAUCCCUUACAGCCUCUUCCUCAUCAUUGCAGGAAUGCCUUUGUUUUAUAUGGAACUUGCUUUAGGCCAGUAUAAUAGAGAAGGGGCUGCUACCGUAUGGAAAAUCUGCCCGUUGUUUAAAGGCGUGGGCUAUGCUGUGAUCCUCAUAGCACUCUACGUCGGCUUCUACUACAACGUUAUCAUUGCCUGGUCUCUCUAUUACCUGUUUGCCUCCUUCACCAUGGGGGAGCUUCCCUGGGUUCAUUGCAAUAAUCAUUGGAACACCCCCAACUGCACAGACCCCAAAGUCAAUAAUUCUAUAUUCUUCAAUGUUAGCGCCAAGCUCAAGAAUACUCCCGCGGCUGAAUUUUAUGAGCGGAGAGUUUUACAAAUUAGCCGUGGGAUUCAUGAAAUCGGCCAGCCUCGGUGGCAGCUGGUGUUGUGCCUCUUGGUGGUAGUCAUAAUCCUGUUUUUUAGCCUGUGGAAAGGUGUGAAGACCUCUGGAAAGGUUGUAUGGAUAACUGCGACAUUGCCUUACGUUGUGUUGUCUGUGCUGCUAAUCCAUGGGCUAACUUUGCCUGGUGCAUAUGAGGGAAUCAAGGCGUAUCUCAACAUCGAUUUUGGACGAUUGAAAGAAGCUCAAGUAUGGAUUGAUGCUGCCACACAGAUAUUUUACUCUCUCGGAGCUGGGUUUGGUGUUUUAAUUGCCUUUGCAAGCUACAAUGAAUUCCACAACAAUUGUUACAGGGAUGCACUGAUGACUAGCACAAUCAACUGUGUCACCAGUUUCAUUUCUGGCUUUGCAAUUUUUUCUAUCUUGGGCUACAUGGCUCAUAUAUACAAAGUCAGCAUUAAAGAUGUGGCUACAGAAGGAGCUGGGCUGGUUUUCAUCCUUUAUCCAGAAGCUAUUUCAACUCUCAACGGAUCAACGUUUUGGGCAAUUGUGUUUUUUAUAAUGCUCCUUAGCCUGGGCAUAGACAGUUCUAUGGGUGGCAUGGAAGCGGUCAUUACCGGUUUGGCAGAUGAUUUCCAGAUCCUGAAGAGAAACAGAAAGCUGUUCACACUUGCUGUCUGUAUUGGCACCUUCCUCCUUUCUCUCUUGUGCGUAUCCAAUGGGGGGAUCUACAUACUGACUCUGCUGGAUACUUACGCUGCUGGGACCUCCAUCUUGUUUGCUGUUUUGGUGGAAGCCAUCGGCGUUUCCUGGUUUUAUGGUGUGGACAGAUUCAGCGAAGACAUCCAGCGAAUGUUGGGUUUUAAACCGGGCAUCUACUGGCGAUUGUGUUGGAAAUUUGUGAGCCCUGGUUUUUUACUGUUUGUAAUCUUAGUGAGCAUCAUAAAUUCCAAACCGUUGACCUACGACCAAUACACCUUCCCCACUUGGGCCACUUCUGUCGGAUGGGCCAUUGCAUCAUCUUCCAUGAUCCUUGUGCCUGCAUACAUCCUCUACAAAUUACUGAGGACACCAGGGACCUUUCAACAAAAAAUAGCGUACUGCAUCACACCACACAAUGAGCAGCAUCUAGUAGACCAAGGAAACGUGAGACAAUUUAAGCUUCAACACUGGAUAUCCAUAUGAUAACUGUGACAUUUGACAGGAAAAGUCAAUAUGUUGAAAAACACAGUUGGGAACACCUGAGAAAACGAGUGAUGAAGUCUGGGCCAUCCUUGGUUGUUAACUGACUGGCUGAUUCGGAUUAUUAAUUCCAAAUUUCUAUGAGUGAAGAUUCAUCUUCCUGCCAAACACUUAAUAGUUCGUAGUUUUUUUCCCCCCAGACAAACUUCCUUGAUAACUUGGUUUUUUAAAAAUUAUUAUUUUUUAUUUAAUAAUAAUGGGGGGAAAAUGCAACAAUUAAUUUUCAACAAGCUAAACAUGCUCCUGGUCAAAAAGGACCAUGCUUGCUAAUGCCAGCAGCAAAGACUUAGAGAUGUCUACUUUUGCUCAAAGGCCAUUUUACUUGGAGCAGAGAGAGAGAGAGAGAGAGAGAGAAAGGGGGAAAAACAACAACAAGAAGAAUGUUUUGGAAUCUUCAAAAGAAAAGGAGUGGUUGUGUUUCUUUAUUCAAGGGGGAAAAUGGUAGAAAAGAUCGCUUAUGAUGACGCUGGAUCUGGAGGUUUACCCAGACAUGAUUCAUCAAUAGAUUAUGCAUCCAAGCAAGUUGAUGGGACAACUAGACCAAUUCUGGUUUGGUAGAGAAAUCCAGAGUCAGAUCUCCAAUGAAGAAACUUUCCCUUGUGCUUCGAAGUCUUUGGCAAGCAAAAACCUGGACCGUUGUAAGAAGUUUUCCCAAUCAACUGUCAAAUUCCUUUCUUUCGUUGUUGGAGCAGAUCGUGACUUCCUUGCGUAGGUUAGGCAACGUUAUUCAGAUACCAAAUACAAUGUAUUUUGUAUCCUUAGCAAGAGCCUAGGAUGAUAUUCAAUUUCAAAUAAAUAAAUAAAAAUGGCUUCAGAGUA
Molecule: messenger RNA, 3122 nt
Organism: Pantherophis guttatus
Lineage: Eukaryota; Metazoa; Chordata; Lepidosauria; Squamata; Colubridae
Source: RefSeq, a predicted model, not a curated record